AUGACGAUCCUGCUCGAGUCUUUGCGUGUGCUCACCACCUGCUCGUCGGUGCUGCUCAACGUGUCGCCGUGGCCAGAGUUCGCGCGCAUCAAUCGUCAACGCACACCCGGUCCGCUGACUGUGCUGCCCGUCGUCAUGCUCUACUGCAACUCGUUCCUGUGGACCAUGUACGGCUUCAUGAUAGGGCAGCUCUUCCCACUCUUCGCCACUUGCUCCUUGGGCCAGUGCACAUGCGCGGGCUUCAUCGCCAUCUACUAUCGUUGGAGUCCGGAUCGGCCGGCGGUGCGUCGGCUCGUUGCCAAGGCUGGCUCCGUUAUGGCGCUAUGCAUGUCGUACGUGAUCCUUGGCGCGAACGAGUUCACCAACCAGUCUCGUGAACAGGUGAUCACUACACUUGGUCUAUUGUGCAUCUCCGUCAAUAUCUGUCUCUACGCGUCACCGCUGGACACCAUGAAGCGCGUGGUACAGACCAAGUCGGCGGCGUCGCUACCCAUUUCACUGUGUUCCGUAAAUCUGUUGAACGGGCUGCUCUGGGUGGCCUUCGGCCUCGUCGACGGCGACUACUUUGUGCUCACACCUAACACCAUCGGCUCAGUGCGCAGCGCCGCGCAGGUGGCGCUUUACUUUACUUAUUGCAACACGGACGAGUCUCGUCUGGAGGAGGAACAGAUCCAGCCGCGCUGGAAGCUGUGA
Molecule: messenger RNA, 693 nt
Organism: Phytophthora infestans T30-4
Lineage: Eukaryota; Oomycota; Peronosporomycetes; Peronosporales; Peronosporaceae
Product: MtN3-like protein
Exons: 1
Coding region: 1-693 (230 amino acids)
Biological process (GO): carbohydrate transport
Cellular component (GO): membrane
Molecular function (GO): sugar transmembrane transporter activity
Source: RefSeq, a predicted model, not a curated record